Messenger RNA from Centruroides sculpturatus (bark scorpion), 1507 nucleotides. RefSeq lists its product as uncharacterized. NCBI's taxonomy places the organism in Eukaryota, Metazoa, Arthropoda, Arachnida, Scorpiones, Buthidae. The coding region runs from base 33 to 767 and encodes 244 amino acids. The record is from RefSeq and is a predicted model, not a curated record. The transcript has 5 exons.
CGCUGUUAUUUAAACAACGUAAAAUUCAACAAAUGCAAGCCUUUGCGAAUUUCUUGUUCGUGAGACUUUUUGCCAUAUUUUCAAUGAUAAAUGUGCUGUUUCAGUUAAUAAAUGUUUUGUAUAUCUUUCCGAAUUUGGAAAAACAACAACAGUUCAAUGAACUCUUCUUUGUGAUGUUAAAGAAAGGAUUUUUGAAUUUAUCGAAAGAUUUAUAUUUAGUAAAAUUGAAUAAUUGUAAUCUAGAAGCUAAACUGUGGAGUAUAAUAAAUCGGCAUGCUGCAUUAUGGGAAGUCGUUGAACAAAUAAACACUAAAAUAAAUUAUUCAUUUUUAAUGUACUAUGUUAUUAUUACAUUUGGAACCAGUUUUUUCUACUAUAUGUAUCUCUUCAUAAGCAUCAAUGCUGUACUGAGACUUGUUGUAGCUAUGGCUACUGUAUUAUGCACCAUUUUAUGUAUUUUAUAUGGGCUUAUAUUGUGUUCGUUUACUUUUACGAUGCAUAAUUCAUUCCAAGAUAUAAGAAGAUUUGCAGCAGUAAGUUUGUCACUUGAACGGAAGUUAUACUUUCUAGAUUUCAUGAAAAGAUUCGGUAAAAUUUCGUUACGUCUUUCUAUUGGAGGAUUCUUCUAUGUUACAAAAAGAUUUCCUAUAAGGAUUGCAAACACGUUGUAUACUGUAUUUUCUGGCCUCUUGAAAUCCAGAGAAGUUUCUUACAAACGAAAAUAUUGUAAAGAAAUUUUAAGUAUGAAUAUCACUAAAUCGUAUUGAAUCCAUUGAGGAAUUGGAGAGUUUCAUAAUUUGUGACAGAGAAUCACGCAAAUUAUGUUUGUUUUCAGAGAAGAUGAAAGUUUUGUAUUAUAAGUCAAAUAACUACAUUUUUAUCCUGCUGAAUCAAUUAAGAAACAAUGUAAAUACAAAUAUCCAUGCAAUUACGAGUAUAUCCAUUUCUUCAAUUACCACAAAUUGUUUUCUUGAACAGUUUAAUGAACAUAAAUUGCUACAGAAUGUUGUAAUUAGUGAUAGUUGCAUAGGCUAGUUCUCCAUGAUUUAUAGAAUAAAGAAUUAAGUGAAACAUGAUGAAAAUUAUUGUCGUUUCACUUCUAAUUUUAUUAAUCCUUUUGUAAGAAACAUGAAUGUUUAAUGCUGAUGUCUCUCUGUGUCAUUUCAUUAUAUUUAUUAUUCUUUAGUAAUAUUAGAAAAAUUUUUUUAUAGUAAAAAUUCUUCAGGGUAUUCAAUUAGAAAAGAAGCACAAAGUUGCGAAAAAUUUGUAAUCACUGCUAUGAGCAAACAUGGUGCUUUAAUGAGAAUAAAUAUCAUUCAAUGGCAGUGAUAUACAUUCUGUUAAAUAAAUAAGUUACUAUAUAUGAUGGAUUGUUGCAUUUCAAUUGUAUUUAACUCUUUGCAUAAUAUACAUUGAUAGGGAAAGGAUAAUCAUGGAGUAAAGAUAACACCUAAACAUAGUUGUUUUGAAACUCAUUAUUAUUCUCUGACAGGAUGUAAAGAGAGAU